AUGACUUCGCUUAUCUCAAAGAAGCUUGCUGAUGGCAUCCUCGCUCGUCCCUUCCUGAAGAGCAUCUUUGUCCCCUUCUCCAACUGGUACGCCAACGCUGCCGGCCACCGCAAGCUCGGCUUGAGAUUCGACGACCUUUUCGAGGAGGAGACCGACAUCGUCCAGAAGGCCCUCAAGCGCCUCUCCCCCAAGGAGUCUUACGACCGCGUCUUCCGCAUCCGCCGCGCCGUCCAGCUCUCCUACCAGCACAAGCUCCUGCCCAAGAACGAGUGGACCAAGCCUGAGGAGGACUACCCUUACCUCGGACCCAUCAUCCAGCAGAUCCAGGCCGAAGAGGCCGAGAAGCUGGCCUUCGAGACGAUGGAAGUCCAGAAGAAGCACCACUAA
Messenger RNA from Colletotrichum higginsianum IMI 349063, 387 nucleotides. RefSeq names its product Cytochrome b-c1 complex subunit 7. NCBI's taxonomy places the organism in Eukaryota, Fungi, Ascomycota, Sordariomycetes, Glomerellales, Glomerellaceae. The transcript has 3 exons. Bases 1 to 387 code for a protein of 128 amino acids. Gene Ontology annotation, biological process: mitochondrial electron transport, ubiquinol to cytochrome c. The record is from RefSeq and is a predicted model, not a curated record.